GUUUACAUUUCUAGAGCCACAGACGCAAUCGUGUCGGUAUUACAAGUGAUCGGAGAAAGUGAUGCUGAUAAACUUUGGGAGGCCUUACAGUCUUCAAAAGCAGUAGAUAAAGUCCUUGGAACGUCUGAAUCUGGAGAUACGAAAUAUCUUAGAGCACUAGCGGAAACGUAUGAAAAUGCUAGUAGUUGGGAUACAAAGAGACAAAUACUUGCUAUCAUGGCUGAUUUGGUCACCUUCAAAGAGCUUCAAAAGUUCAUCCCAGAUAUAACUGAAUAUCGAUUCAAAAUAGCUAGACUUCAUWUAAAACGAUACGGGCGCGGUUCCCCUCUACCAGAAAACAAGAGUCCUAGAAUGAGAGUAGAUGAAGACCAGUUGGACAAUUUCUUAUCUUUUAUAACAAGUAGUCACGUGGUACAGGACCUACCUUUCGGUCAAAGGUAUCUUCACCUAUCUAAUGGCRRGGUGUUAGAAACGCCAAAURUAAUAAGGACUAUGAUUCCACAAAGAAUCAUUGAACAAUAUAACCAGWUUUGUAAGGAAAGUAGCAUAAAGCCCAUGAGUCCCUCAACACUUCAUCGUAUAUUGUUAGUUUGCACUGCAUCUGUCAGGAAAUCAUUACAAGGACUAGACUACUAUGCAGCGGAUGGUGGGAAGGCUUUCGAUGAUUUAUCUGAAAUUGUCAAAAAACUACGACUACAUGGUGGGGAUAGCACAUGGUUCAAGGAUUUAGAGGGCGCACUGAAGAGAGGAAAGUCUUACAUAAAGUAAG
Exaiptasia diaphana is the source of this 769-nucleotide messenger RNA. RefSeq lists its product as uncharacterized. Bases 217 to 768 code for a protein of 183 amino acids. The record is from RefSeq and is a predicted model, not a curated record. NCBI's taxonomy places the organism in Eukaryota, Metazoa, Cnidaria, Anthozoa, Actiniaria, Aiptasiidae. The transcript has a single exon.